AUGGAAAGUUGGAAAAAAAUUACAUAUGUGGUGGCCGUUUUUAUGUUUCUGAUUCAAAUACGUCCACUAGAGCCAUAUUUAACAGCUUAUCUCACAGGGCCAAAUGGGAACGUUUCUCUUUGGGAGGUGGCUAACUCGUUGGAGUCCAUUAGAUCAUACGCUGCUCUUAUAGCAACUCUGAUAAUGUUAAUCGUCUCAGACUAUCUUCUAUACAAGCCGGUGGUCAUAAUCUUAACAUUUUGGUCAUGUAUCACUUAUAUUCUCAUGGCAGAUUUACCAAGCUUAACACGACUAAAAGUGUCUAUGUUCUUCUAUGGAUCAGCAUACUGUACCACAACAGUAGCAUCAUGUUAUUUAUUUGCCUGUAUCAAAGACAGAAAACAUUUUCAAAAGUCUGCCAGCAUUGCAGCUGUUGGUUUGCAGCUAGGAAAAUUCUUUGGAGACAUCUCUGGGCAAAUCAUAGUCAGCUCAAGUGGAGGAAGCUAUGUAUCACUGCCAUACUGUAAUGCAUUUGCUAUGUUCUUGGCUACAAUUUGGGCAUUUUUAUUUCCUUCUAUUAAACCAAAAAAUUCAUUGAACACAAACUGUCCUGAUGAAAAGACCAUGCUCCUCGGAAACAGUGAAACAACUACAUCUGACACUCAUGAAAUAAAAUAUUGUAUUAACAAGGUGGAUAAAGAUUAUAAGAUAGUUGUUGUUUUAAAACAAAUCUGGUUGGAUUUUAAGACUUCACUCUCAAAUAAAAUUAUACUAAAAAAAUCUGUUUGGUAUAUAUUUGGCAUGGCGGCAUAUGUUCAGGUUUUAAAUAAUAUGAACAUACUGUACUCAUAUGUUGUUAAUAAACAUGGUAAUAAUGAUAUCUUGUCAAAUGGAUUUGCUGAGUCAAUGGUCACAUUGUGUGGUGCAUUGGGUGCAUAUCUAAUUGGUAAAUUGCAAUUGGAUUGGAAUGACUAUGGUGAUAUAUUUACAUCAUUCUGUUCUAUUUUGAUGGGUGUUUUCAUGAUGUCUUGUUACUUUUAUGAGCAUAUACAAUUAAUAUAUUUGUCAUAUAUAUUAUAUGGUCUAGUUAGUGAAGCAAUAUUAGUAAUAACCUUAUGUGAAAUGGCAAAUCAUCUAAAGAGCCAAUGUUAUUCCCUUGUAAUAGGGUUUGAUUUAUUAGGUUCCUUAGUUAUGUCUGCUAUUAUGACGUUUUUCUUUAUUCAAUUUAAUUUUUUAGAAAUUACUGUCCCUGGACGAUUUUUGUUCAUUGGUGGAUUGUACAGUGUCCUUGGAACCAUGUUUCUAAUCAUACACUUUUUCGAUGGCGAAAAAGAAAACAAAUACUGA
This is a messenger RNA of Macrosiphum euphorbiae (potato aphid), 1326 nucleotides long. The record is from the annotation of a GenBank genome assembly. NCBI's taxonomy places the organism in Eukaryota, Metazoa, Arthropoda, Insecta, Hemiptera, Aphididae.